AUGUCCGCACCAGCAAGAAGAUUGGUAAGGCCUACGCUUUWCAUCUGCGAUUUGCAGGAGAAAUUCCGCGGUGCCAUAUACGAAUUCCCCAAGGUUGUAGCGACCACGCAGAAGUUGCUUAAAGCGAGUCAAGUCCUUGACAUUCCUGUUUUCGCAACGACCCAAUUGAGAGGCAAACUGGGCGAGACAUGCCCUGAAUUGGGUCUCGACAGUGCCGACGGAGUCAAGACCAAGGCUCAUGCUGAUAAGAGUGCUUUCAGCAUGUGGAUUCCUGAAGUUCAGAAGGCUUUCAAAGAACUCGGCCCUGAGAAAAGGGAAGUGGUUAUUGUCGGGAUUGAGACCCAUAUCUGCGUGACGCAAACGACUUUGGAUCUCCUUCGCGAAGGUCACAAAGUCUAUGUCCUUGCAGAUGGUGUUUCGAGCUGCAACCCAGAAGAAAUCGGUAUCGCCUUGAACCGGCUGCGGGCUGAGGGCGCCAUUAUCACCAGCUCUGAGAGCUUCUUGUAUGAGUGCAUGGGCGACGCGGGAAUCUCUGAAUUCAAGGGGAUUGCUGGCGUCGUCAAAGAACACUCGUCCAAGACAAAGGAGAAUCUGAAGGCGCUGUGCAAGUUCUGA
This is a messenger RNA of Ramularia collo-cygni, 615 nucleotides long. RefSeq names its product related to isochorismatase family hydrolase. The transcript is spliced from 5 exons. The coding region runs from base 1 to 615 and encodes 204 amino acids. Lineage: Eukaryota; Fungi; Ascomycota; Dothideomycetes; Mycosphaerellales; Mycosphaerellaceae. The record is from RefSeq and is a predicted model, not a curated record.